This is a messenger RNA of Cuscuta campestris, 1310 nucleotides long. NCBI's taxonomy places the organism in Eukaryota, Viridiplantae, Streptophyta, Magnoliopsida, Solanales, Convolvulaceae. The record is from the annotation of a GenBank genome assembly.
UUGAAUUAGGCGGUUUAAUUGAAAAUAAAGAAAUAGGGACACUUUUCUCCCCCUUUGCUCCCUAUUAUUUUCUCUAAUAACCUAUGGUAUCCAUUUACUUAUCCGCGAAAAAACCCUAUCUCUCUUCUAAACCUCUCUCUGGUCGAUUAAGGUCAGAAGAAAAAAGUUCGCCACUUCGCCGUUCCUGGAGGCAGAGCCGUCGAUCCUCGUCGUUCCUAUCUUCUUCGUCUCCAUCGAGAUACCUCGACACCGGGCAGUGGUCUUCCGAUCCUCAUAGAGUACCACGAUUCCGGUCCAUCCCACUUACCGACGGUGCAUACGCCCGCCUCAGCCGCCGUGUGAAGCCAACAUCACAACCCCAAUCUCUACUGCCUCCAAUUUACAGAGGGGAACAACUCUGCUGUAAGCAUCAAGUUGCAGCAAGACUUGCUGAUGCGCUGGGAGAAUGUGUUGAUGUAAUGGUGUCCGAUGAGGAACUUGCGUUCAUGCUUUCUCAGCUUUGAUGGAGGAGCAGUUAUUUGGAGUCAAUUUUGCCAGAAAACAAUGGAGGAAGACAUCAACUAAGCUCCUUGGGAUUGUUGUUGCUGCUGCUUGUGAAUGGGGAUGAUGCGGCAACAAGCUGUGAUAAUCGUCGGCCAUGGCCCUUGGCUAGUAAUGCAUCUAAAAGGAUAAUAAUUAGCAACAAAAAAGAAUGAACAAACCUGGUGAGUGGUGAUUGCCGAUUGGAACGAAGAUGGUGAUUGCCGAUUAGAUCUUGUUGUGAAUGGCGUCGGUUUGAGAACGCAGGAAUUGGGAGAAUGGGAGAUGGUGAUUGCCGAUUGGUGAGGACCGAGAAGACGAGAACCAGAGAACGACACAACAGGGUUGGGAUUUGGGACUUUCUGCCGAUCGAGUGCCGAGGACUUGGGAGACGGGUUGGGAGAAGGGCUGGAAAUUGGGCUUUUUUAAGUGGGCUGUAACUAAAAGAUUUGGUCUGGGCUUAUAUAUGUUUAAUCAUUAAUACACAUAAUAUGGGCUCGGUUAUUCGGUCGGUUUUGGUUAACAUUGCCCGAAACCGAAACCGAUAACCGAAUUAACCGAAUAUUUUUUAUAUUAAAACCGAAAACCGAAACUGAAUUUAAAAUUGCGGUCGGUUCGGUUAAAUUGUUUCAGUUAAUCGGUCGGUUCGGUUAAAUUGCUCACCCCUACAUACAGCUAGAUAGUUUCCCUUUGAACAUCAAAAGAGGAUGUUUCUCUGUAUUAUUGGUACUUACUAGUUUUUUGCUGAUAAGUUAAAUAUUCUUUCGUAGAAGUAAAAUAACUUAAAUGGU